Prunus armeniaca (apricot) is the source of this 282-nucleotide messenger RNA. Lineage: Eukaryota; Viridiplantae; Streptophyta; Magnoliopsida; Rosales; Rosaceae. The record is from the annotation of a GenBank genome assembly.
AUGGCCUUACAAGAUGAAAAACGAUCCGGCUUUGUCACAGAAUUGAUACACCAUGUCCCUAUCGUGAAGGCUCAAGAGUCAGAGCAAACUCACAACAACAUCUACACAUCCAAGUCACUCGAGAGGAGAAUUGAAUUCGCAUGUGCUGAGGCAGGGGCAUUUGGACCGACUACUUUGACCGACAUAAAAGGGUUACAAGAGAAAAUAACCCUCGCUUUCAUUGACGAAAUUAUCACCAUAUUCCUUCGUGUAGCUGAGAUACAGAGCCGAUCACUCAAAUAA